Molecule: messenger RNA, 1545 nt
Organism: Penicillium paradoxum
Lineage: Eukaryota; Fungi; Ascomycota; Eurotiomycetes; Eurotiales; Aspergillaceae
Gene: xanG
Product: cytochrome P450 monooxygenase xanG
Exons: 3
Coding region: 1-1545 (514 amino acids)
Molecular function (GO): heme binding; monooxygenase activity; oxidoreductase activity, acting on paired donors, with incorporation or reduction of molecular oxygen
Source: RefSeq, a predicted model, not a curated record
AUGACUUUCUCCUCAAUUUUCAACUUCACACUCCUAUCCCUCCUCCUCCCACCAGUCCUCUUCCUAAUAUGGUACCUGCACGUCCCACGGACCCUCCCAAACCUUCCUAAAAUCCCGAUCUAUGUCUCAAUCCUCGGCCUCUGGUCCUCAAUGGGCCAAGACGAGAUCUACGAACGGUGGUUCAGGGCUCCAUUAGAGAAACAUGGCGCGGUGAUAGUCUGGUUCGCGGGACGGUGGAGCGUGCUCGUUUCACGACCAGAUUGGUUGACGGAUAUGUUCCGGAAUGAACAUAUAUAUGCGAAAGCCGGGAGUCAGAUCAAGAUCCCGCAUGCUGUGAUUGCCACGCUGGUUGGCGAUAAUAUUAUCAAUGCCCAUGGCGAGAAGUGGAGGCUUUAUACUGGGAUUAUGAAACCGGGUUUGCAGAAGAAGGUAUUCGAGACAACAUCGUUAUUAAAGCAAUCGAGAAAACUUGUGGAUAUUCUGAUAGAUCUGCAAAAGGAGGCUGGAGGAGAUAACGGGAUUCUGGUUAAUGCCGAGGUGCAGAAGUGGGCUGUAGAUGUGAUGGGCGAGAACUUUCUGGACUUGGAUCUGAAGUCCAUAGCUCACAAGAUUCAGAGCCUGGGCCAACCGAACGGCCAUGUCCGAAUCGAAGCCCUCCAAUCCAUCAUCAAAGCCACCCUCUUCAAACCCAUGUACUUCAGCUUCCCCGAUCUCGACCAUUUCCCCUGGCUCCUGCCAUCCCGCAAACGCGCCUAUUCGAUAAUGCACGAAUUCGACGACCGACUAUACACCAAGAUAAUGACCAUGCUCUCCGAACGAAGCAAGAACGAGCCCAAAUCCGAGGAAAUGGUCUCCCACAUGUUGGGCGCAGCCUUCACAGCAGGCCGAAUAACCGAGAAACAAUUCCGCGAUAAUCUGAAGAUAACAUUCCUAACAGCCCACGAAAACGCCCAGCAACUCGUGAACUCGAUGUUCUGGCAGCUAGGCACAAGAGUGGAUAUCCAGCAGCGAUUGCGGGAAGAGAUCCUCGCCACAGCGAAAAAUCACCCCGAUCCAUCCCAGGAAACCAUCAAUAGUCUACCGUAUCUGACGGCUGUAGUGUUGGAACUGCUUCGUCUGUUCCCGCCUGUUUGCCAGCUUAUCAACCGUGUUGCGCUGCAGUCGGCGAUGCUAGGUGGACAACUCCCUAUCUCGAAGGGGACAUUUGUGGGGUGGAAUGCAUGGGCAGUGCAUAGUAACCCGCAGAUCUGGGGUGAAGAUGCAAGGGAGUUUAGACCGGAGAGGUGGGGACAGAGUAUGGAAGAGAUGCAGGGGCGGUUUCGGAGGGAGACGGUUCGGGGAACGUAUAUCCCGUUUAAUGCGCAUAAGCGGAAGUGUCUGGGGCAGGGGUUUGCGUUGUUGCAGGUUAAGAUUCUAUUGUUUGUUUUGCUGGGGAGGGCGAAAUGGGUUGUUGAUCCUGAGUAUCAGCUGAAGAUGACGCCGGGGGGGAUUCUGGCGCCGCUGGAUUGUCGGGUGAUGUUGACCGAGUUGGAGUCUUUAACGUGA